AGGACAUGCAGCAAUUUCCAACAUUUGUCUCUUCGUUGAUGUUAUCGUCUAAUGACGUCUAAACCAGAUCCAAUAUUGUGAUAUUCAACAAGGCUAUAAAAUACGGCCUUGAACUCUAAAUGAGGCAUAUACAUAAACGCAUAAAAAUGUGUUCAUGAAAUUUGUCAUAAACAAAAGUGAAGAUGCCACGAGCAAAACUUGUUAAAAAGUUAAUGCUUCCUUUUAAAAAAUGAAUGCACUUUUUGUUUUUUUCUUUUAGAAAAGGCUAUGUUGGUGAGAAAAGAGAAAAGGAAAUUCAAAGGUGGCCUUAAUGGUGUAUGUAUCUGAUUAAUUAAUAUGAGGCAGACAGUUUAUUUAACUUUAGUCAUGAUGUUUGACCUGAAAGGCUGUCUGUUCACUCUUAUCUGUGCGGGGUGAGCAGCAUACAAACCCUUGUGUAAACUAAGGUGUAAAUUUAUAGUUGGUUUGAAUGCACUGUCACACCAGUCCAUCUCAGCUGCAUCACAGCAGCAGGUGCAAAUUCACACUCUGGUUGUUACAGUGGUCAAAUUAAGAUCUGCACGGUCAGAGAUGAAGUUACUGACCUUUUACCUCUUUGGGAUUUUUGCUUUUGUGUCAUCCUCCACCUCAACAGAUGUGCAAAAGAUAACAAAUGCAAUUAAGAUGCGCAACUGGAAUGAAAUAUUCCAGAUAAAAGAUUUGACACGCAAUGUUCCGACCAAUAGGAAGGCACCUGAGUUCAUGAUGGAGUUAUAUGAUGCCGUUGCGGACUCGAACGGAACGCUGAAAAACUCGAAAGUGCUGGAAGGAAAUAUUGUUAGGAGUUUCGAAGGACAAUCCAGUGGCUCAUAUCACUUCUUUAAUCUGACAUCAUUCGGACAGGACGAGCGCGUGAUCAAAGCAGAAUUCCGAUGGUUUCGCCAGAAACAGCCUUUCAUGGGACGUCGUCGUUUUUACAAAGUUGAGCUGGAUGAAGUGCUGGACAGCAGACCUAAACCUUGGCGAGGAAACUUGAUAAGUGCAAGGUUAUCGCCUGUCUACACCAGAGGAUGGGAGGUAUUCAACGUCACACAAAUGGUGACCAAAUGGAUUCUUCACAAGAUAAAUAACGGUAUCCUGGUCGUGACUGCUUUACCUUCAGGUAACUGGUUUGAGUCCAGCAUUCAGAUGAACGGGCAGUCUGAUGAGACAAAUGCAUAUUUGGUUAUAUAUUCAGAUGAUGGACGAAAGCACUACCAACACCCACCUUUCUACACAGGGCAAAAUAUCAACGCAUCCCUUAAAUUCCUCGAGCCUACAGAAAGUUUAGUGAAGUCAACUAUGCGGAAGCGCAGGAGCAUGCGCACAUUAGCUUCUACAUGCCAGAGAACAAACCUCUAUGUAGACUUCACUAAAAUUGGCUGGUCAGGGUGGAUAAUAUCUCCUAGAGGUUAUAACGCAUACAGUUGCAUGGGCUCAUGUCCGUUUCCGCUGGGCGAAGGUCUACGGGCUACGAAUCACGCUACUGUAAGAUCCAUCAUGAAUGCGCUGAAACUAUCGCAGGAGGCGGGAAAACCAUGCUGCGUACCUGAUGCGCUUCACCCCAUCAGCCUCCUGUACUUCGACGAUGAGGAAAAUGUUGUUCUAAAACAGUACAACGACAUGGUUGCGGGCAGUUGUGGCUGCCAUUAAAAUACAAAACGGCAAGAUGUAAACUUAUCUGUUGAUGUCUACGGUUUGAAGCAUUACAUGUCACACUUCAAUCAAAUGUAAAUUUAGAUAGCAUUAAUAUAAGUUGUUAUUUGUAUGGGUAUUUGUAAGUCUAAACCAAAUUAAAGAUAUUAAAUGCAUGCAAUACGAUAAUGUCUUUUAUAAGUGUGAAACAGAUCUACCUCUAUCGUUGUAAGCCAUCUACUGUGACUGGAAAAUGGAAACGUCAUACUUGAAGCUCUGCCCACCUAUAGAGUUCAUCUACCACAACUCUAUUAAACUUGUUACAACUUUU
Molecule: messenger RNA, 1984 nt
Organism: Megalobrama amblycephala (Wuchang bream)
Lineage: Eukaryota; Metazoa; Chordata; Actinopteri; Cypriniformes; Xenocyprididae
Product: bone morphogenetic protein 2-B-like
Exons: 5
Coding region: 571-1671 (366 amino acids)
Biological process (GO): SMAD protein signal transduction
Cellular component (GO): extracellular region
Molecular function (GO): cytokine activity; growth factor activity
Source: RefSeq, a predicted model, not a curated record